This is a messenger RNA of Balaenoptera musculus (blue whale), 3400 nucleotides long. It is a transcript of the gene P2RY13, whose product is annotated as purinergic receptor P2Y13. The transcript has 2 exons. The record is from RefSeq and is a predicted model, not a curated record. Bases 1474 to 2475 code for a protein of 333 amino acids. Gene Ontology annotation, biological process: G protein-coupled receptor signaling pathway; negative regulation of adenylate cyclase activity. Gene Ontology annotation, molecular function: G protein-coupled purinergic nucleotide receptor activity. NCBI's taxonomy places the organism in Eukaryota, Metazoa, Chordata, Mammalia, Artiodactyla, Balaenopteridae. Gene Ontology annotation, cellular component: membrane.
GGAUUUGGAUCCAUCAGGAAAUUUAUACUUAAUUGACAUAGGUCUAAUCCCUCUACUUAAAUUUUUUUAAGUUUGCUUUUAUUCUCUACUGAAGCAAAUAAAAGGAUAUAUGUUUAAAUUAUGUUGCGUUACAUUAAUAAAAUCCAGGAUCUGUAUUUUCCAAGAAUCAAUUUAUUUGAAUCAAACACCAAUUUUUCAGACUGUGCCACCACACUGGGUAGUUCCAACCAAAAUUAUCAGGCAUCCUAUUCCCUCAUAAAAAUGUCCGGUGGGAUAUGUAAUUUUAUCCUCAGAAUUCCAAGCUAAGUCACCCAAAAUGCUCGAUCAAGCCAACGCGACAGUCUGGUCCAAUUCUGUGGUAAAACUCAUAGCAAGAAAUAUGAAGUGAAACUCACCAUGGAGAACUCCACAUUCCCUCAUAGGAUCUUCUGAUUUCCUCUUUCCCUUUAUCUAUCUGGCGAGCAAACAUUUCUUCACAGAAAACAGCUUUCUCUAUACAAAAGCAGCAAUUACAUACUUCCAAAAAUUUUGUGGAACUUGACCCAAGGUUGACUGAUGAAAUUCCUGAAGUUUUCAGCACUUUGCAUACAAUCACAAAUACAGAAGAGACUUCCAAAAAUGGCUUUCUAAUAAGUGAAAUAGUAUAUCUCCAUUUAAAUCUGCAAUUCGCUCACCAGAGCAGUGAGUGGCUAACAUUUUUUUCAUGCUUCAUAUAUAGUCAGCACUAUUCUAGGCACUCAUCUCAGCCUCUCAACACUGAGGUAUGUACUAUUAUUAAACCCAUUAUACAGAUGCGGAAAAUGAGGCACAGAGCUACUAAAUCAUUUGUCUAUUAUCUACUACCCAGUAAUUGGUGAAUCUGGAAUUCUAACUCCCCAAAAUUUGGGUCUUAUAGCCCUUAACUCUUAGACAAUACAUCCUUUUAUCUCUCAGAGAUUGAAAGACCAAAAGACUAAGAUACAUGUCUACAGAAAUAAUCAGGUCAUACCUAAUGAACACACAUCUCUGAAAAAAGCAGGCUACGAGGAUGCAGAUGAUGACGCUGUCUGAUUUUAGAGUCAACUCUUAUUCUCCUACAAUUUGGGGCUAUUUUCUUUACAUUUCUCCCUAUUAUUAUAUACAAAAGGCACUAAAAAUUCCAUUGAACAUGUAAAGAAGAUAAACUGCAGGAAAGUUAUUAUAUGAGAAAAUAUAAAAACAACUGCAACUAAACUGACUUACUCAAACCAGAGUAGAUUAACAGUACAUAAGUUUAAAAUGAAAGAACUUCCUUAUUAGAAAAUCCCCCAAAGGUUUGCAUAUGAAGAGGUUCUAAGGGAUCACACUGCACACGUGAAAAUGAGGAAGGAAACUGGGUAUAAAAAAGCAGAACGACAUUUGCUUCACAUGCCCUUCAUGGGCUGAACUAAUGACUGCCUCGAUCGGAAGACACUGAGCUGAGUAUCCUCCCAAACAAAGCUGACAUUGGAAACCAUGAACGACACAGUGAUGAAGGGCUUCAACGGGUCUGAGAGGUGCCCCAGGGACAUGCAGGCAGCACACCUGGUGUUCCCAGCCAUCUACACUGUCGUUUUCUUCAUGGGCAUCCUGCUGAACACUUUGGCCCUGUGGGUGUUCAUUCACAUCCCCAGCUCCUCCACCUUCAUUGUUUACCUCAAAAAUACUUUGGUGGCCGACUUGAUAAUGACGCUCAUGCUUCCGUUUAAAAUCCUCUCAGACGCGCGCCUCGGACCCUGGCAGCUCAGAGCCUUUGUGUGUCGUUUCUCUGCUGUCGUCUUUUAUGAGACCAUGUAUGUGGGCAUCACACUGCUGGGGCUCAUAGCCUUUGACAGGUUCCUCAAGAUCAUCAGACCUUUUGGAAAAUUUUUUGUACAAAAACCUGCUUUUGCAAAAGUGGUCUCAACCCUCAUCUGGCUCUUUUUGUUCUUCCUCUCCCUGCCAAAUAUGAUCUUAAGCAACAAGGAAGCAACACCGUCGUCUGUGAAAAAGUGUGCCUCCUUAAAGGGUCCUCUUGGGCUGAAAUGGCAUGAAGUGGUGAAUUACAUUUCCCAGUUCAUUUUCUGGACUGUUUUUGUCCUAAUGCUUCUAUUCUAUAUGGUGAUUGCAAAAAAGGUAUACAAUUCUUAUAGGAAGUCCAAGAGUAAGGGCAGCAAAAACAGCAAAAGGCUAGAAGGUAAAGUAUUUGUUGUCGUGGCUGUCUUCUUUGUGUGUUUUGCUCCAUUUCAUUUCGCCAGAGUCCCAUAUACUCACAGUCAAACCAACAGUAAGACUGACUGUCGAUUGCAAAAUCAACUGUUUCUAGCUAAAGAAACAACCCUUCUUUUGGCAGCAACUAACAUUUGCAUGGAUCCCUUAAUAUAUAUAUUCUUAUGUAAAAAAUUCACAGAGAGGCUACCAUGUAUGAAAGGGAGAAAGACUGCAGCAUCCACCCAGGAAAAUCAUAUGAGUCAGUCAGAUAAUAUAACCCUAAGCUGAUAACUUUAUCACGGUUAACGAUUGACUGACAAGACUUCAAAAGACAAUUCACUUGGAAAUCAAAUGUAAGCAGUGAAAGAAAAGAUGGCUUCGAGCAAAUGCUUUCUUACAUUUUACUAUCCUCGCGUACAGAAAGGAUUAUAUAAAUUUUAAUUCCACGUAGAUCUAUUCAUAAGCUGAAUGAAGUAUCCGUAAGAGAAUGCAACAGGAAGCAAACAGCCACUAGAAGUCACCUUCUCAAGAGCGUUCACUUACACUUUGGAAAAGAUUUAUCGUGGGGAAAUGUAUAUUCCUAAAAAUACAUAUUUUCUAAUUAUAAAAACAUAUUCCUCCACUCUAAAACACCUCCUCACAUUCUUCUGCACAGGCAAUUCAAACAACACUACUGCUUUUGUAUCCCACCUGCUGAUUUAAAAAGAAAAAAACCCAAAAAACCCACCUUGCGAGUCCUUUGGUGAAAACUUAGGCUAGAGGUUGAAAGGGAUGCUAGAUGUAAAGCGUCUGGGGAAUAGGUCAGAAAGCCCAGAUACCUGAUGAAGGCGCUUCUCCUUACAGUUACAGCCUCUUUCCCAGUAUGCAGCUACACCAUAGGAGGCACAAGCAGCAUUAUUAAGCCACAUAAAACAUUGUACUGUAAUACUUCGCUUACAUCCUGAGUGUGUACAAAUUCAAGGGCAAGAACACUGUAUUCUUAUUCUUUGGAAUCCCCCCUCUGCCCAGCAAAUACUCUAACGGUGGUUGAAUAUUCCACCUACUCAGCAAAGCCUUCCUGGGCCAGCACCUCCAUGCUCCUUCCUCAUGUCUCUGGUUGAAAAUAAUUACCUCUCCCACUGUUUGGGUAUGUGUUAGGGCUCUCAAUGCUGAGUUCCUUUUACUAGCUUGCUGUAUUCUUUUUUUUUUAGAAGUUGUUUUUUAAUAGAUUUAU